Molecule: messenger RNA, 2834 nt
Organism: Procambarus clarkii (red swamp crayfish)
Lineage: Eukaryota; Metazoa; Arthropoda; Malacostraca; Decapoda; Cambaridae
Product: glucocorticoid-induced transcript 1 protein
Source: RefSeq, a predicted model, not a curated record
CCACGGCUCCCGAACAGCUGAAAGUGUUGUGUUUACUUCUUGAGUGAUCGAGACGACGUUUGUUGGUGCUCGCGAUAACACCUUCCAAGUCGCCCUUGAGAGGAUUAACCCGGAGUGACUAGAGUGCUUCAUAGAGCACAGAGACUGGCGUGAGUGAGCAUGUCGGGUGCUGGGAGCGGAGAACGCGAGGGCAGGAGCAGCCGCCGCCCCAGCCCCCUGAGAGCCACCGUGCCCGUGCAGGCAAUGCAUCGAACAAGCCCACUGAGACUGAGGAAUAGGAUUUCUCCAGACACUGAAAUUACACCAGGUCUGGACCUGAGCACUGCUCUAACAUGCAAAGGUCGGGUGCGGACGGGUCGAGGGAGUCCUGGUGGCGAGGGGAGCGCGCUGAUGCGACGCACGGCCUCACUGGACACCAUCUACCUCAAGGGACAGUGGCCCAAGGACGACCAACCCUUCACACAUCUGCUGCAUGUAGACAAGGCUUCACAGACCCCAGAAGAGUGGGUCACAAGCUGUUACAGCGGACUGAACUUCGGAUGGUCCGUGUGUGAAGAAUCCAAUAACAGUGGCAGCAACUCUAGUAGUAGCAGCAAUAGCAACAGCAGCAGCAGACGCCAGUCAGUGUCUGUAGCGUCGUCUCCAUGGCUGACUAGUGGGAGCCAGGCUCCUCCAGCAUCAGGAGAACAAAUAGACAAAUUUAUUCGACAUCGGCUGCAACGAACUAACAAAGAAGGGACAGUUAGUAGUGGGUUACGCUACAGUCCUGUACAUGCUGAUCACUCCGUCCUUGCACCAACUCCCGUUCACCCAAGACACCAUGCCCUCCAACAUGCAAAUGGUGGGUCCCGUUCCAUCCCGAUACCACAACUGCCAAAACCACUGCUUCCUCCUCGGUUGCGCAGCUCUGUGGAGGGUCUUAACCAGGAAAUUGAACGCCUCGUCUUACGCCCGUCCCACAUACCUGGGGAUGACGUAGAUGAUGUGUGGGGUGAAAUUGCACGUGAUGGCCGGAGAGCACCUAUUGCCGAUUACCUGCGGUUCACAAGAAGUAUCGAUACUCAGACACCCGCCCGAGGGUCAACAAUAUCUGCAACCAGUUCUAACCACACGUCACCAUCCCUCUCCCCGCCAACUUCUCCGCCACCUUGCCAGGAUGCUUCCAUGCCAACUUCAACUCCAAGCCCAACUAGUGCUCCAACACUGGCCACUUCCCCACACAUAAACAAGUUUUUAGCUCGGGAGCCACCUGAUGGCUGUGAGAGAGUGGCUCUCAAGCAGCAUGAAGACAGGUCAGGAGCAACUCCAAGAGGUGUAUGGUCUGCUGUUAGACCUCCUGGUGCUUUCACCCUGCGGCCCAGUCAAGGAUCAGCUUUCUGUCCACCUGAUAGGAUAGGAACCGAAGAUAUGUGUGGAGCCACAUCCCUCCAUGUAUGUCGGCAUCACACUGAUGACGAGAGCGAAUUGUGUCCUGUGUGCGGCAGUAGUAGUAUUAGCGGUCCUAGCGGAUGUCCUGAAGCUGGUAGUCCAGACCAGCAACAUGAACCACAGGCCUGCCAAUCAUUAUCAAGUCAAUCAGAAACCUGUGAAGCUGGUGUGUGUACUACAGUCCUUGGUCCUGCCAGCACAAGUAUAGGGGCAUCUCCUGAAGUCACUGCUGAUCAAUAGCGAAGGCCAUGUUUUAGCACAUUUUACAAUUAUUUUUGUCAUCCUGCAGUUUAACAGUUAUCUUAAAAAAAGUGGUUCAGACAUUGUGGUUCUUAAUAGACAUUAUAGUGAUUCGUGAAUAUGCUUACUGAGUAUUAUUUGGUAUGUAUUAAUGUACACAGUGUAUUAACUUUCAACGUGAUUCAGCAUUUCCAAGGCAAUUUUGUACGUAUAUCCCAAUGUUGCAUACUGUUCACCUAGAAGUGAAUAAGCUCCCUUACAUCUCAGGAUUUAAUGGAUAAGUAGCCACUAUAAUGUAGACCUAAUUGACACAUUGUAGGGAACUGCUCAUGUACUUACUCUUCGUCCUCCUGGUGGGGGACCAGUUGACUACCCUCCUGCAAGGGAAACAUUGACUCUCCUGUUGAAUGAAACUGGUGUAAUCACUCCCAAUGCAGGAACUAGUGUAAUCUUUUCUUGUCAUGGGAACUAGCAUUAUCAUCUACAAAAACCUGGGAGAAUCUUUCUAAUAAAGGAAGUAACUCUUGCCCGUGCUUAGAAAGUGUAAAACGAAUUCUUUAUUCUGGUGAAUUAGAUAAGUUUUCUAUGUUGAGUGUAACACAUGUUCACCAUUCUGCCAAACAAUCAAUACAACUAUUCUCUUCAUGGACUAUAACUGCCUGCCUGCAUACACACUCUGGACCUUAAUAAAAACUAUGUGAUAAACCUAAUUAUUUACAACUUGUCUGAAUACUCUUGAAGAAAAUCCUUUAAUCACCAGCAUAUUGGAAGACUGGCAUCACAUCUGGCCGAGGAUAAUAAUCUGUGAUAUCUGUUACGAGACUGGUUUAAAAAUUAUGGUUCCCGAAGCAAUUUUUAUUAAUCUGGCUAAAUGAUGUUUGUAUGUUGUGCAUGUUUCCCUGCCAGCCUGUGUGUUUACUCACCUGAUUGUGCCUGCAGGACCGAGUGUCGGCUCUUAGACCCUGCCUUUUCAGCUGUUGGUCAUCUAAUGCAAUGGCUUUUAGCCCACCAGAUUUGUCAUACUGUAUUUACUUUUAAAGCUCUAGCAAAUUACGAUUUCUUACUACUUUUAAAAACAAAAAUGUUUCCCUAAUGUUCUUUUGGCACACCUGUGCCUAGUUUCCAUUCAUGAUCUCUUGUUAUGACUUAUUAAAUGUUUAAUUUUA